Molecule: messenger RNA, 1049 nt
Organism: Cyprinodon tularosa
Lineage: Eukaryota; Metazoa; Chordata; Actinopteri; Cyprinodontiformes; Cyprinodontidae
Product: gastrula zinc finger protein XlCGF8.2DB-like
Exons: 4
Coding region: 212-1036 (274 amino acids)
Source: RefSeq, a predicted model, not a curated record
UCAACAUCUACUGCUGGAUUUCACCAGGAUCCCCCAGAUCAUCUUACACCGGAUAGACCGCCUGCCUGAUUAUAAUGGAAAAGAGGUUUUCUCAGACCAGCAGCUCUGUGGACAGGAGAGGAAUUCCAGUUUGGACCAAGAGGAAUCUGAACAUCCACAGAUAAAAGAAGAGCAGCAAGAACCAGAACAUCCCUGGACAAAAGAGGAAACCAUGGAGCUCCCCAUAAGUGAGCAGAAAGAGCAGCUUGUUCUAAGGCAGGAAACUGAACAUACAGGAGAGAAACCUUUACCAUGUUUAACAUGUGGAGAAAACUUUCUAAAAAAAGAGCAUUUAAUGGCUCACAUGAGUCUGAAGUGUUAUCAGUGUAAGAUCUGUAGAAAAAGCUUUAUUAAGAAAUCAAAACUUGAUAGACACACAAGAAUUCACACAGGUGAGAAGCCUUUUGAAUGUCUUUCCUGUGGAAAAAGCUUCACUCAGAAAUCUAAUUUUGACAGGCACAUGAGAAUUCACACAGGUGAGAAGCCUUUUACCUGUAACAUUUGUAACAAGAACUUUACUGAAAGAAGCAGUUUGACUACUCACACCAGAAUUCACACAGGUGAGAAGCCUUUUGAAUGUCUUUCCUGUGGAAGAUGCUUCACUCAGAAAUCUCAUUUUGAGAUACACAUGAGAAUUCACACGGGUGAAAAGCCUUUUGAAUGUCUGUCCUGUGGAAAACGCUUCACCUCUAAGACUGAACUUGAUAAACACACCAGAAUUCACACUGGUGAGAAACCUUUUUCCUGUACCAUUUGUAACAAGAACUUUACUGCCAAGAGUCACUUGACUAGACACAUGAGAAUUCACACAGGUGAGAAACCUUUUGAAUGUCUUUCCUGUGGAAAACGCUUCACCUCUAAGACUGAUCUUAAUGUUCACACCAGAAUUCAUACAGGUGAGAAGCCUUUUUCUUGCACGAUUUGUGGCAAAAGUUUUACUCUAAAAAGUAAUUUGACUAAACAUAUGAGAAUUCACACAGUUGAGAACCUGUUCUGAAUGAUUAUUCAAA